CCCCCAGUCCCUGAAAUCAGAGCUGGAGGUCGAGGAUCCUUGUGAUUUUUUUUUUUUUUGUUCAGCUUCUCUGAAGUGAAUCGUUGUUUCCCCCACAUUUCAGAAAUUCCAUUCUCCCCUGCCUUGAGCUUAACGCUAACUGUAACACAUAAACAUUCCAUGUUUAAAGAUUUUAAGAGUUUGUGAGCAGUUUGUGACUGGCUGCAGGGAGGAGACAGGCCUAGGCUCCUCCCUCAGGGAGGAAGCACUCUCUCGAGUUCAAAUUUCAUCCUAACUCCUGUUCCUCACAAGGCUGCAGUGCCUCUGUCUCUCUCUUUCUUUCUCUCUCUCUCCCUCCGUUUCUCUCCAUCACCAACAUGGCCCUCUGGUCUAUCUUCCUCACGCUUAUCUUGGCCGGAGGGAACAGUGCCCAACAGCAGGAGCAAGGUCAUACCCCACUGGAGUCGUAUGAUCGCCUGUUCAGCGCUGCGGUGGAGGCCUAUUACCGCAACGACUGGCAAGGGGUGAUCAUCAACAUGGAGCGGGCACUGAAGAACCAAAUGGCCCUGCGCCGGACUAAGAUCCAUUGCUGGACCCACUGCAACAACAAGACGAGGUUUGCCAUCUCCAGCAGUGGCCAGGAAUUCUUCUUCGACACAAACUUCUUCAAUACGGUGCUGAGGAAGGCCGAUUGCCUGAAGGAGUGUGAGGAAGACAAACUCGGGCCCUACUCCAUGCAUCAGAUCUCCGAGGAGCUUCUGAUUGAGUUCCAGAAGAGGACUCCCUACAACUACCUACAAAUGGCUUAUUUCAAGAUUAAGAAACUGGACAAGGCUGUGGCUGCAGCUCACACCUUUUAUGUGGUGAACCCAGAACACCUGGAGAUGAGGCAGAAUCUGGAGUAUUACAAGAUGAUGGCCGGCGUGAAGGAUUCAGACUUUAAGGAUCUGGAAGCCAAACCCCACAUGGAAGCUUUCCGCACAGGGGUUCGACUUUACACGGAUGAGCAGUUUGAGCCAGCAAUCGAGUAUUUAGAAAAUGCAUUGGUGGAAUACUUCAAGGCAGACAUGGAGUGUCGUGCUCUCUGCGAGGGUCCAUACAACUUUGAUGGCUACAGUUACAUGGACUACAAUGCAGACCUGUUCCAGGCUAUAACAGAUCAUUAUAUUCAGGUGCUGAACUGCAAACAGAAUUGUGUGAUAGAGCUGGCAAGUCGGCCUGACAGAGAAACGCCCAUUGAUGACUUCCUCCCCGCCCAUUUUGACUACCUUCAAUUCGCUUAUUACAACUCUGAAAACUAUUCCAAGGCCAUCGAAUGUGCCAAAACCUAUUUGCUUUUCCAUCCGAAUGAUGAAGUAAUGAUCCAGAACUUACAGUAUUACGAGGCAGUAUUGGGAGAAGAACAGGCCAAACCUGUCAGUCACAGAGAGUAUAUCCAGAGAUAUAUCAACAACUCACUGCUGGAGAAGGAGCUGCUAUACUUUGCCAACGAAAUCUUUGGAGUCACCUUUAUAGACCCGGACAAGUGGACCCCAGAGGAUGUGAUGCCUGUUAAACUCAAAGAGAAGCAAAAGGCAGAGCGAGAGACUGCGGCUCGGAUCAGCGAAGAAAUUGGAAACCUGAUGAAAGAGAUUGAGCACCUGGUCGAUGAGAAAACCAAGGAAUCCUCUGAGAUUGUGAAGAUGGUGAGAGAGGGGGGCCCCUUGCUAUACAAUGAAGUCAAGGUUUUCAUGAAUGCGAAGCAUUUGAAUGGAACCCAGAGGGUGGCGCUCGAUGGUGUGAUCACGGACAAGGAAUGUGAGGAACUGCGCUAUCUAUCCAAUGCAGCUGCUUCAACAGGUGAUGGUUACCAAGGGAAACCCUCUCCUCAUACUCCAAAUGAGCGAUUCCAGGGAGUGACAGUCCUCAAAGCAUUAAAGCUCAGUCAGCAAGGCAGGAUCCCACUUAAAACAUCAAAGUUGUUUUACGACGUCAGUGAGAAAACCCGCCGGAUCCUUGAGUCUUACUUCCGAUUGGAAAAUCCGCUCCACUUCUCCUACACACACCUUGUCUGUCGGACUGCAGUGGAAGGAACCCAGGACAACCGGGAUGAUCUGAGCCACUCAGUCCAUGUUGACAACUGCAUAUUAAACUCAGAGGCAUUGGAAUGUCGGAAAGAGCAUCCGGCCUACACUGAGCGGGAUUACAGCGCCAUUCUUUACUUAAACCACGAUUUUGAAGGUGGAGACUUCAUAUUCACGGAAAUUGAUGCAAAAGCUAUUACAGCGACAGUGAAACCGAGGUGUGGCCGGGUGGUGGGCUUCUCCUCGGGGGCUGAGAAUCCGCACGGAGUGCAGGCUGUGACCAAAGGGCAGCGAUGUGCUGUGGCACUCUGGUUCACUCUGGACCCGCGGCACAAGGAACGGGAAAGGAUUGCAGCUGAUGAUUUGGUAAAGAUGCUGUUCGGGGCAGAGGAGGAGCUGCUGCACGACGAAGAGGUUAUCAGCAGACCUGGCCCUGACGAUCACAAGCCAACAGCGGCCUCGGCCACCGAGCCCACCAGCGAGCCACACACCCAGGAGGCGGCGGAACCUGACGCAGGAGUCCCAUUGGAACAGGCCGAGGCGGAGGGUCAAAAGACAGGAAGUGACGGAAUCCCCGUGUCUGACUCCUCCACGAUAAACACAUCAGACUCCUCCCAGGAGACAACACCUCCUGUUUUCGAACAAAAGGGCUCAGCAGCUCAGAACAUGCCCCCUGAAAAGCAGGAACUGUAAUACUAUUUAUAAAUGCAUAUAAUGGGGCUGCACCGUUCAGUUCAGUCUGAUAUAAAGCCCCUUGUUUUGCUCUU
Messenger RNA from Carcharodon carcharias (great white shark), 2809 nucleotides. RefSeq names its product prolyl 3-hydroxylase 1 (gene p3h1). Gene Ontology annotation, biological process: collagen metabolic process. Gene Ontology annotation, cellular component: endoplasmic reticulum. Lineage: Eukaryota; Metazoa; Chordata; Chondrichthyes; Lamniformes; Lamnidae. The record is from RefSeq and is a predicted model, not a curated record. Gene Ontology annotation, molecular function: L-ascorbic acid binding; procollagen-proline 3-dioxygenase activity; protein binding. The transcript is spliced from 15 exons. Bases 357 to 2735 code for a protein of 792 amino acids.